This is a messenger RNA of Racocetra persica, 455 nucleotides long. Lineage: Eukaryota; Fungi; Glomeromycota; Glomeromycetes; Diversisporales; Gigasporaceae. The record is from the annotation of a GenBank genome assembly.
AAAUUUUCGAAUCUCGAUUCGAUUCAUUAUGUACAAAAUAUCUAGAAGCUUCAUCAUAUUUGCGGAACAUUUUAUACCCGAUUAAAGAAAAAUGGGCUAAGUGUUAUACUUUUCAGGAGUUUAAUGCUGGAAUGUCUUCGACUCAAAGAGUUGAAUCCAUUAAUAGCAUUAUACAUAAAUAUGUCAACUCACAUUCAACAUUAAUGGAUUGUUUUAACGGUAUACAACAAAUGCUCUCAUCUGAGCUUCAAAAAGCCGAGUAUCGUGAUUAUUUGGAAAACUUGCCUUUCACUGUUAGUUCCUCGUCAGCCAUUCGCGUUUUCCCUGAUAUAGUUGAACUUCUAAAAUCAGCCUUAACAGAUGAAAUUUUUCGGAUUCAAAAAGCUCAGGUUGACAUCUGUUUCGAAUAUUAUUCAAACCUGAUUCCUCCAGAUCAAUAUGAUACAUGUGAUGAA